AUGAGCAAAUACAAUGAGAAGAAGAAAAAGGAGAGAAAUUCAUGCUGUGAAAGAGAGGGUUUGAGGAGGGGAGCUUGGACUGCUGAAGAAGACAAGAUUCUUGUUGAUUUCAUCACAAAAAAUGGGCAUGGGACUUGGAGAAAUCUUCCUAAACUUGCAGGGCUCUUUCGAUGUGGGAAGAGCUGUCGACUUAGGUGGAUAAACUAUCUUCGACCCGACAUUAAACGUGGUCCUUUUAGUCCCGAUGAAGAGAGCACGAUUAUUCGACUUCACGAGUCGAUUGGCAACAAGUGGGCCACCAUAGCCUCGCACUUGCCGGGAAGAACAGACAACGAUGUGAAGAAUUUUUGGAACUCUCACUUGCGAAAGCGCUUUAGCAAUAAUAAAACUGUUGACCCGAAACCGAGCUCUCCCCUAACCCGCCACAUGGCGCAAUGGGAGAGCAUCCGCCUCGAGGCUGAGUCGCGCCUCUCGGCAAAGACUGCAAAUGUGGUGGGCCCGCAGGGCGAUUACUACCUAAACUUGUGGAACUCGGAAAUCGGGACCUCCUUCCGGAAGGUCAACGAGCUCGAGUUGACUGGUUGUUCCCAGAUGUCGUCGUCGGUCACGAAAGUCGACGCGUGCAGUAGGAAGGAGGCAGAUGAUGACGUGGCGGCUCGUUCGGACAUGACUUCAGAUCAGACAAUGCUGCUGCAGGAUGACUCGCCCGAUGCAAUGAUGAAGCUGCUGCUUGAUUUUCCCGUGGGGGACGAUUAUGACAUGGGGUUUUUUCAGGGAACCGACAUUUAG
Striga hermonthica is the source of this 789-nucleotide messenger RNA. The record is from the annotation of a GenBank genome assembly. Lineage: Eukaryota; Viridiplantae; Streptophyta; Magnoliopsida; Lamiales; Orobanchaceae.